UCUUUUUUUAUUAAAGGUCCUGCACAAGCACAAUGAGUUAGAUACCUGGCACUUAGUUCGGUGAGGGCAUUUUCCGACUUCUGGAGACUCGUAUUUGCAAGUUGCACACUCGCUUACCAGACAUCACCUUUAAGUGGACUUUCAAGUGCAAAUUAAUAAUUUAUUACCAAAUCUUUUUAAUUUUUCAAUUCAAUGUGUAUUUAAAUUUCAAACCCCUUCUGCACUCUAGUUCUUAUUUUGCUUGCACUAAAUGUUUGAGUUGGCUUACUGCACGAAAAUUAUUGAAGUACUAAGCUUAAUGUGAAUAGUUGUCGAGCUCCCACUAUACUCAAUAUGGACUUCUACAUCGAUGAUGGCUUCGAGUUAAGCGAAGUCCCCAUGAAUAUCUCAACUUUGGAUGACUUGCAUGCGGCAUCUGCUCAUUCACCAUGCAAUGCGAGUGCCGACUCGCCGCCGAACGAAUCAGCAUUGCCUACUAACGACGAUUUGGACGUCAAGAAAAUCGUGAAGUGUCAACAGGAGAAAGAAUUCCCGUUCUUACCAGGCACUGAACCUUCACCUGAAGUGCUCGCUACCCUCAGCAAAUGUCAAGCGUUUGCGCACUUCUAUGAAAUUCCGAGUGUCUUGGAGGCACUUGAGCUACGACAGACCAGUGAUGAGCAUUCAAAUGAUGCGUGGACGCCGAGAGUGCGACCGCUGCUCCGGACAGUGGCGGUGGCCGGACUGAAGACGCUACUAUUGGGCCGCGGCUCUGUGUGGACAACCGCCAGUCUGGGCUCUGCCCUCACCGAUGAUGGAGGGUCUGCUCUCCCAGUUAAGCAGAUGCUGGUGCACCACGAGACACGUCCCUCCCCCCGCCGCUACCUCGUCCUGCUGCAGGAGGGCGGCGCCCUUACCAUCCUCUCCUUCCCUGCACUCCAUGUCGUGAGUCGGUAUACUUCAGUUCAGUCUGUCGAUUCUGCUGAUGAAGGUUUAACUGGAAGACCAACACUGCAUAUUAUUAAAUGCUCAGGAGAGCGCAUGCAGUGGUUGCCUUAUUUGUCCGACGCGUCGGAAGUCGAAAGCUCCCAACCUCCCCCGCCGGCAGCCAAACUGAAAGUGGAAAAAAUCUUACAAUCCAAGUUACAUGCGUCACUGGAGCGCCUGUGUCGUCUGGAGACCAGCUGUCGGCAGCGCGAGACGUUCAUCAGUCGACACUCUGCCGCCCUCCGCUCUGUCUUGGCUGGAGUUCGACCAUCUCAUACUCAGGUUGCGAGGCGAGAAGAGCCUGGCGAGCUGUGCCGCGUUGUCACGGUGCGUAGCAAGCUGCUGCACAACGAUGCCUUCAUCAUAUGUGUGGCCCUCACAAAUGCUUCGAACAAACUCAUGCUGUGUGAUUUGGAGUUAAUUCUGAGUCUCCGCUCCGAGAAUAAAGAUGAAAUAAACUCUAAGGGAUGCAACAGGCGUUCUUAUUUGGAUUACAAAACUGCAGUGUACAAAAGUGUCGUGAGGCCUACAAAACAUAGACACACGGAUUCUUCAGACAGAAAUAAGAACAGCCGGGGCAAAAUCGGCGACGAGAAUCUUGAAAAAUCACAAGGCGCUUCCAACACUUGCAUUGAGAGACUUUCUCCGUGCCUUCUAAGACCUAAGAAACAGGCAUACGUUAUUGGAAUUUGUCGUCUUCCAUCGUUUAGCUCCGGACGUUGCUUGCAGUUCACAGGAGUUGUGCAAUUCAAGACCAAGCCUUUAUCUCUCCAGGUUAACAAAUCCAACUCUCGGUCGCCAAAUAUUCACAUCGAGAAAGUCGAUAGUGAGGAAAAGUUUUUAUUGAAGAGUGAAGGCCACUCCUCGACUGACAGGAAUGAGAGGAAAAGAAAAACGUUCUUUGCUUUAGAUUCCGACGUUCCCGCUCAUCUUUCCUCACUCAGCUCCCCCAAGAAGACCACAUCAGAAAGAAGAAAAGUUCCUACGGAAGAAGAAACCACGGAAGAGUUCUUGCGUCGAAAUGGGGCUGUGUUUCUGAGCUCUGAUUAUCCGAAGUAUUGCACUAGCCUUAGUGAUUGCUUCUAUCAGCUCCCUAUUAAAACCGUGCGAGUGGACGCUCUCACGCUGGAUGCAUCGCGAGUCUCAUUCCAGGCACUGCCUAGGGCAGGCGUGUCGCUGGAUUCCCUUGCGCUCAUAGCUGGCAGCAAGAAGUGUAGCGUGUUGUUGCAGUGCGCCGCCUCCAGCUUAUCGUUAGAGAAUCUCAGGACGAGGCUGGCUGAACGUUUCCACGUCAAACGAGUUACUGACGUGCGCAACCUCUACGUGUUAUAUGCAAAUGACGCCUCAGCAGCUCUUCACCACUCCGCCCUGAGCCUCAACCAGCAUCACGUGCGGUGCAUCACAGCAGAUCUCUACUACAGGGACCUGCGACAAGGCCUUAUCUUGAUUCACGCUCUCAAGUCUGUUUUGCCCUUCGACGGAACUAUCACGCCUGUCGAGAGCGCCUCGCAAGAAGUAGCAAGCUUAUCACGUGAACAUUCUUCAAGUUCUGGGCAGUUAUCCUCUACAGACUACCUCGUGGAAAAAUCCCGGACUAAAAUUUACGAAGCUGCAAGGUUUAUAUCAAAUGGACUGAGAAACAAAUUUUCUAUGGAAAACAUUUGUGUCGAGCAAGAAAAUUCUAAAAAAUUUAAGUCUGAAGACGUGGCCGAGACCAUCAAGAAGCCUAGUGUGGCGGAUGUAUACACCCAAAAGAGAAAAUUAUUUCUUGCAGCAGGUUCGGGCUAUACCACCGACAGGGCUACGUACAAUGCAUGGAAGGCAAAGUUGUCAGUCUUGUUGAAAGAUGUUGACAUAGCUUAUUUGAAAGAGAAUCAAUAGUAAAUUUGGUUUCUAUUCAUUAGGUAACAUUUUAUCGUAUUUUAGAAUAUACAUUACAUAUACAAAUGAUGAGACUUCUUAAUUCGUUUUUCCUGUUAAAUUUAUCAACUAUCUAUGUGGGAAACGUUCAUUAGCCUUAUAACGUUUCUACAAUAACUUCAUCAGUUGCCAGAGAAGGUUAAAAAAAAGAUAUCAUGAAAUUUUAAUCUACAUAUAAUAACAG
Hyalella azteca is the source of this 3070-nucleotide messenger RNA. RefSeq lists its product as uncharacterized. The record is from RefSeq and is a predicted model, not a curated record. The transcript has 12 exons. NCBI's taxonomy places the organism in Eukaryota, Metazoa, Arthropoda, Malacostraca, Amphipoda, Hyalellidae. Bases 334 to 2847 code for a protein of 837 amino acids.